GUACGCAAGCUGCAACGUGCCGAAGCGGCCCUGGAAGCUGAACAUGGUUCAUUCGUACGGUUGUCACAGUUGAGUUGUGAGCUGGUAGCCCGUCUUGAGAAAAGUAACGGUAGCGCUGCAAACGACGUACGCCGACGUUUGGAUACCGUAACACAACGAUGGGACAACUUAGUGGCACGAAUUGAGGAGCACAGUAGAACGCUCGUCCAAAGUGGUAAAGCGGAUGUGCGUCAACUUAGGAAAGUUGAGCCGUUGGCUAGCUCGUCCGGUAUUGAACACGGUACGAAAGCUGACCGAGUCGUAAAACCCAAUGAGACUUCACUUAAAGUGACUACACUUGAAGAGUUGGCUGCCGAGGCUGAAACGACCAGCGAAACUGAAGCGGAAGAAGCUAAAAAUCAGGUAGCAACACUAGUUGGUCAUUCCUCCUCGAAAUUUCUGAUUUCUUCACCGAAGUCGAAACUAAAAAUGUCAUUUUCAUCUCGUAACAAAAAGUUUCUAUCGGGACUUUCGACGUUUAUCGAAGCAGUCGCAUCAUAA
Haemonchus placei is the source of this 540-nucleotide messenger RNA. NCBI's taxonomy places the organism in Eukaryota, Metazoa, Nematoda, Chromadorea, Rhabditida, Trichostrongylidae. The record is from the annotation of a GenBank genome assembly.